This is a messenger RNA of Dermochelys coriacea (leatherback sea turtle), 8110 nucleotides long. Its product is annotated as zinc finger protein 850-like. Lineage: Eukaryota; Metazoa; Chordata; Testudines; Dermochelyidae. The record is from RefSeq and is a predicted model, not a curated record. Gene Ontology annotation, molecular function: RNA polymerase II cis-regulatory region sequence-specific DNA binding; DNA-binding transcription repressor activity, RNA polymerase II-specific. Gene Ontology annotation, biological process: negative regulation of transcription by RNA polymerase II. The transcript is spliced from 5 exons. Bases 3021 to 6029 code for a protein of 1002 amino acids.
CACUCCCUCUAUCCUCAUGUGUCUCUGUGCCCCCACUCAGCCACCCCUGUCUCUAUGUGUCUUUAUACCCCCUUCCCCCUGUUUCCAUGUGUCUCUGUGUCCACACUCAGCCACCCUCUGUCCAUAUGUAGUUCUGCACCCACUCCCCCAUCACCAUGUGGCCCUGCACCUCCCUCCCCUCUGAGGCCCUGUGCCUCCACUCAUUCAGCCCCUGCCACAGUCUGUCCUUCCCCACUAGCCCUUAUGAGCACCUGUUUGACCCCACACACACCCCCCGCAGCACACCAAGCUAUCUGUUUCCCCAUAACCCCUGUCUCCUGACCUGGCCUGACAGGCACUGUGAACAAGGCAGGCUCUUUCUCUUCCCUAGGUGGCUGGGAGCUGCUGCUCUGUUCUAUUGCCACAGCACUCUCUGGUGGGAAAAAGUUGGAACUGCAGAUGUUAAUUUCUGCUGAGAACUCCUGCUUUUCAUGUGUCACAGCGGCCUCUGAUAGGCAAAAGGCACAACUGCAGCAACAUUUUGCCAGAAGCUUAUUCUUCCCCCCCCCAAAUAUAUAUAUAUAUAUGACUCAUUAACCAUGCACGUGUGCAAUAGUGCAAAACUCCCCCAGGUAGGUAGUAGCCAGCGAGCCACAUGUGGAGACCAGAGACCAUCUCUGACAAACUGCUGCCUGAUCCAAUCUCUUACCAGAGCGAAUCACACGCAGAGUCAGUGUCACCGUGAAAUGUGUCCCCUGAUGUUCUGGGCAGCCACUUUAGGACCAGGACCCCUUCACCCCUGAAUCCCGGUUGAUAUUGGGGACUCUCUGGAACAAUCAUGGGUUUCCACAGACAUGCCCCUUCUCCCCCCUUCCAGGGAUCAGAAUGUCUCCUUUCUUUUCUCCCAUUGCCUGGGUGGCUUUUACGGAUGAUGCCCCCAUAGUGCUGUUGUCAGGGGACGUGGAAGCUCUGAGGGGCAGGAUCUGGGGCAGGGAGGUUUCAGUGGAAUGGGUGUAUGGCUCGGGCCCACAAGGAGCUGGAGUGAUGUGGGAGUAAUCAGUGGGGUCCCUCAUUCCCAGCAGCAGGAAGUGAAUGGCAGUUCCUGCAGUAACUGGUCAGUGCUGUGCGGAAUCCCCAUUCCCGGCGGACUCCCUGGCUGCAGACAGGAGAGGUUUAUACUGUAAGCCAGGAACAUUCCCACUGCUCCCCAGGAGCCUCUCCCAGUGCAAUAACCCCAGCCUAACCAGGGCCCCCCUUCCCAGGCCUCAGCUCCUGCUCCCAGGGAGGGCACCACUUGGAGGGAAGGUAAGAGAAACCUUCACCCCCUCUCCCCUCUCUGGGAGCCAUGCCUCCCGUUUACACCUGGGCUGCACGGGGAGGAGGCUAAAGAGGGCUGAGGGGAAUGAGAAUGGAACAGAGGGAAGAUGUGAUGGGGGCACUGUGAGGGAAAGGGGGGAUGUUGGGAGGGGAGGCUGGAGGGAGAAUGUGAGAGCAAGUGCAGACUGGCUGUGGCAGGGAGAAGGCAGAGGGGUGGGGAGAGAUACAAGGGCAGCUCCCCCGCCCCAUGGGGUAGGUGAGGAUGAGGGACUUCCUCACCCAGCAGCCAGUGGGGAAUUUUUUUCCUGGAACUGGUCAAACUAGCAUGUGAGGUGAGGAGACUAUCCCCUCAGGGCUCGGAAACUACAAAGCAGCCUCCUCCCUUCCCUGCACACCCUGCUUCCAAUUUCUUAUUUGAUUUAAAAAUAAAAGGGACACACUCCUGAUUUUGGGUCUGUCUCCUGAGUGUUUGGGGCUGCUCCAGGCCCUGGUUUGAUUUCCAUGCAGAAUUCAGAUCUCAGCCAGACCCCUUGUCAGACUGGAGUAACUGCUGGUUGUUGCAGGAGGUGAGUGCAGAUGGGCCAGUGAAAUCAGCAUCCUCCUGCCUGUCCCUGGGGGCAGCAGGGGCAGGACAGAGAGACUCAUCCUUAUCUGCUGCCACCAAAGGGCUCUGGUUAUUGCUAAGGAAGAGGAGGAGACUGGUGUGUGCGUCUCUCGCUGCUCAUGUUAUUAGAGCUCUGGAGUUGAGCUCCCUGGGUCACAAGCUGCUGCCUCCUCCAUUUUGACGGGGAACUCCAGAUGGACAUGCUGCUCCUUAGCCAGCAGAGGAGAGACCUCUGUUAAAGCGCCUCUGUGCCCAGCCUAGGUGGGGACAUUCUCCGGUGGCUGGAACCAGUCCAUGGGACAUCCCCUGGGUCUUCGGACACCGGCUCCUCAGCUGGAGCCUGCAAGUGAUGGAGAGACCUGGGGGACAGGGCUGGGGCCAGGCAGGAAAGUGACUCUGCACAAAGGGCCCCUUUCAGGAACCUGCUGGUGAGUUUGGCCUAUGUGGGCAUGGGGGCUUCCUGUGUGUCUGCAAGUCCCAGAGCUGCUGCCCCCAUGGACACAGCCAGGUUCAAACUCCGGUUAGCAGUGGCAGUGGCUGAUCUGCCUAAUGAGAGCAAAGGCUCAAGACAAUGGGGCAGUCACCAGUUCUCCCAGGGGGAGGGAAGAUGAUAAAAAGGGAGAGUGGAGAGACUGGAAGGGGCAGCAGUAGCAACAAUUGGGUACAGAGGUUCCCAGCUCCCAGACCUACCUGGAUUAAUUCCCUGCACCAUCCUGGUCAGAUUGACUCUCCUGGGAACAAGGGGAAGAGCUUAGAAAAGAAAAGCCAGUUGCUGACUCUGCUGAACCCCGCAUUAUCUGGGGAGGAAGGGGGCAGCUAGAGGGGGUUACAUGAUAAUGUCAUGGGGAACCCCCAUAGUGGCUCUUUUGAUUCUGCUCUUUUUCUAGCAUUUGGCGCAGAGAUGCUUUUACUGGGAGGGUUUAAAAGUGGCCCUGGUGGGUUUAGUUCUGCUGGGAGGGGCCUGACCUGGCAGCAUGGCAGAGUCUAGAGCGUGUGUCUGCAGAGAGGGAGCCUGGGAGGAAUUGGGGUGUGAAAUGGACUCGAGCUGCUUCUGUAACCUCCCCAUCGCCCCUCUCACCCUGACAGGCUGAGGAAUCACGUCCAGAUUUUGCUCCAGAUCAUGCGGUCUUCCAGGGGACAGGGAAGGAAAAUGGCUAUAAUGGAGUCAGCUCAGAUGCUAGUGACCUUCGAGGAGGUGGCUGUGUAUUUCACAAAGGGUCAGGGAGCUCUGCUAGAUGCUGGUCAGAGAGCCCUCUACAGGGAUGUCAUGCAGGAGAUUUACGAGAUGGUGACCUCACUGGGAUUCUCCAGUCCCAAACCUGACCUGAUUGCCCGGCUGGAACGAGGGGAAGAGCCGUGGGUCCCAGAUCUCCAGGACGGUGAUGAAAGAGAGAGCCCAAAAGACACCCGCACAGCAGGUGAUAGGACAGUGAGUGAGAACAAGGAGGAGAAUCAGCAGGAGGAAGGUUCUGGGAAAGUGGAAUCGCAGGAGAUGGUUUUGAGACGAGCUGAAAGGAAUUUUUCCCAGUGCUUGGAACAGGGAAAUGCCUGGGGAGAUCGCCACAGAUCAGAGAUGCUGCUGGGAAGCUAUCCCAGGAAGAAACUUGAUGAAUCCAUUCACGGUAGUGAAGGAUGCAAGGAUCCUAGGGAAACCAGAGUCCAGCAGAAAAGUCACAGUGAAGAGAAACCUUACAAAUGCCUUGACUGUGGGAAAAGUUUCCUUUUCAGUGCAAACCUUAGUAAACAUUGGAGAACCCACACAGGAGAGAUGUCCAACAAAUGCGUAGACUGUGGGGAAAGCUUCAGUGAGAAGUCAAACUUUAUUAUUCACCAGAGAAUGCACAUAGGAGAGAAACCCUAUAAAUGCCUGGAGUGCGGAAAAAGAUUUAGCCAGAGAUCACCGCUUAUGGCACAUCACAGAUCCCACACAGGAGAGAAGCCCUAUAAAUGCUUAGACUGUGGGAAAAGCUUCAGUAAGAAACCAUGUCUUAUUAUACACCAAAGAUUGCACACAGGAGAGAGACCAUAUAAAUGCCUUGAGUGUGGGAAAAGUUUUAGUCAGAGUUCAAACUUUACGGCACAUCAAAGAAUCCACACUGGAGAAAGACCCUAUAAAUGCCUCGAGUGUGGGAAAGGUUUUAUUGAAAGUUCACACCUUACUGCACAUCAGAGAAUCCACACAGGAGAAAGACCUUAUGAUUGCCUUGCGUGUGGGAAAAGUUUCAAUUUGAAAUCAACCCUUAAUACACAUCAGAAAACUCACACAGGAGAGAAACCCCAUAAAUGCUUGGACUGUGGGAAAACUUUCCGUCAGCGCUCACACCUUACUGAACAUAGGAAAAUCCACAUGGGAGAGAGACCAUAUAAAUGCCUUCAGUGUGGUAAAAGUUUUAUUCAUCACUCAAACUUUAUUAGACAUCCAUGUCUGAAGACAAGAGAGAGACACUAUAAAUGCCUUCAGUGUGAAAAAGUUUUCUAUGCGCGAUGGAACCUUAUUAAACAUGAGAGAACCCACACCGGAGAGAAACCGUAUAAAUGCUUGGUCUGUGGGAAAACUUUUGGUCAGAGCUCAUACCUUAUGAAACAUAGGAGAAUCCACACAGGAGAGAGACCAUAUAAAUGCUUUGAGUGUGGGAAAAAUUUCGUUCAUCACUCAGUUCUUAUUAAGCAUCAGAGAAUCCACAGAGGUGACAAACCCUAUAAAUGCCUCGACUGUGGGAAAAGUUUUGUUGACAGAACAAAACUUACUAGACAUCAGGCAAUCCACACAGGAGAAAGACCCCAUAAAUGCCUGGAGUGUGGGAAAAAUUUCAUUCAGAAGUCACAACUUACUAUACACCAGAGAGUUCACACAGGAGAAAGACCUUAUAAAUGCCUGAAGUGUGGGAAAACUUUUAUUCAUAUCUCAAAACUUACUAUACAUCAGAGAACCCACACAGGAGAGAGACCUUUUAAAUGCCUGCAGUGUGGGAAAAGUUUUAUUCAUAACUCAAAGCUUACUAAACAUCAGAGAACCCACACAGGAGAGAGACCCUAUGGAUGCCUUGAGUGUGGGAAAAGUUUUAUUCAGAAGUCACAUCUUACUACACAUCAAAGAACCCACACAGGAGAGAGACCUUAUAAAUGCCUGGAGUGUGGGAAAACUUUUAUUCAUAACUCAAAGCUUACUACACAUCAGAGAAUCCACACAGGAGAGAGACCUUAUAAAUGCCUGGAGUGUGGGAAAAGUUUUAUGGAAAGUUCAUCCCUUAUGAAACAUAGGAGAAUCCACACAGGAGAGAGACCAUAUAAAUGCCUUGACUGUGGGAAAACUUUCAGUCAACACUCACACCUUACUCAACAUGGGAGAAUCCACACAGGGGAGAGAUCCUACAGAUGCCUUGAGUGUGGGAAAAGUUUUAUGGAAAGUUCAUCCUUUAUUAAACAUAGGCAAAUGCACAUGGGAGAAAGACCCUACAAAUGCCUUGAGUGUGGGAAAAAUUUUAUGGAAAGUUCAUCCCUUACUAAACAUGGGAGAAUCCACACAGGAGAAAGACCCUAUAAAUGCCUUGAGUGUGAGAAAAGUUUCAUUCAGCACUCAGUCCUUAUUAAGCAUCAGAGAAUCCACACAGGUGACAAACCCUAUAAAUGCCUCCACUGUGGGAAAAGUUUUAUUCAUAACUCAAAACUUACUAGACAUCAGGCAAUCCACACAGGAGAGAGACCCUUUAAAUGCCAUCAGUGUGGGAAAAGUUUUAUACAGAAUUCACAUCUUACUAUACACCAGAGAGUUCACACAGGAGAGAGACCCUAUGGAUGCCUUGACUGUGGGAAAAGUUUUAUGGAAAGUUCAUCCCUCACUAAACAUGAGAGAAUCCACACAGGAGAAAGACCCUAUAAAUGCCUUGAGUGUGGGAAAAGUUUCAGUUUAAAAUCAACCCUUAAUACACAUCAGAAAACUCACACAGGAGAGAAACCCCAUAAAUGCCUGGACUGUGGGAAAACUUUCAGUCAGCGCUCAAACCUUACUCAACAUAGGAGAAUCCACACAGGAGAGAGACCUUCUAAAUGUCUUGACUGUGGAGAAAGCUUCAGUAAGAGCUCAGAGCUCACCAAACAUCAGAAAAUCCACAAAGGUGAGAGAUGCUAGAAAUAGCUUGACUGCAGGAAAAGAUUCAAUUUGAUUUCACACAUCAGUGAUCAACACAACAGAGAGACCUUCAAUGUGGAGGAAGCUUCGUUUGGUGCUCCUGGAGAAUCAGGGAUCCACAAAUCCGCACAGGGAAGAAACCGCUGAGAUGUUCUCAGUGUGAAAAAUGCUCCAAGUGGAGCUGACAUCAGAGACUCUCCUCCUCACAGCAGGGAAAUUCUCUCAGGACCUGACUAGGGCUGGCCAUGGUGACCAACCCAUUUCCUUGUUCCCACACACAUCCGAGGCGUUUGGCUCCCAAGGACCCAGCUGCCCAUUGCUGGGGUGAGGAUCCAGCAGCAGCCAAGCAGCAGCUGGUCAGUGACCCUCUGGCUCUGCCUGGUCUAAGCAAACCCCAGGCAGAGGAGAAGCCCUGACCAGACCCUCCUCCCUGCUACAGCCCUGGCUGCUGAGCUGAUGGGCCAAAGGUGGGGGAAGGAAGAGAGAGAAACUCCUCCAGAUGCUUGCGCUCCCUGGCUGAAGUUCCCCCCUCUCCCUUCCCCUCCCAGCCGGGAUCCCUCUGCCAUGGAAAUGAGAAGGACACUUGGGCCAGGCCCCACCUUCAUUCUAGACCGCUGUCCCCAACCCCCCAUCUUCCACCAGCCCCUGAGCUGGGCUCCCAGACUUACCUGGACCUGUUCCCUGCAAGGGGAGUGUCCCUGGGGGUUAGUAACUUCUCCCCUCCCCAAAUCCCCCACGGUGCUGGGCUCUGGGGAUCAAAUAUUGAGGGACCAGGAGGAUGGGUUUUGGGGAAGGAACGGGCGAUUGAAUGGUUGGGGCUGGUGGAGCUGGGGAGCAGGCGGAGCUGGGUGCUGGAUUAUCAAGUGUUUGGGGAUGAUAGGAUAAGAGGCAAGGGAGAGCACAGGGGUAGAGAGUUGCUUCUCCCUGCCCCCUCUGCAUUCAGACAGCACCACUGAGAGGGGCUGAUUUCCACAGAGCCAUUUGUGGGAGGCUUAGAGAUUCCCAUCUCUGCUUCCGAGCAUCUGCCCAUGGUAGGAAAUGUGAUUGGGAUUAGCCAGCGCAUCUCUGCGACCCUCCACAAGAUUUCCUAGUGUAACCUCACCCUGAGCAUCUUAUGUGUAAGGCUGAGAUUUUGUCAUGGAUAUUUUUGGUAAAAGUCACAGACAGGUGACGGGCAAUAAAGAAAUAGGUCACGGGCUUCUGUGAAUAUCUGUGACAUUUACCAAUAAUAUCCGUGACAAAAUGGGGAGGAAGAAGGCUGCAGCACCCAUUGCUCCUGGGACUCUGGAGUUCCAUGGCAGCUGGGCAGAUGUAGGGGCCCUGGCUGCAGCUGCAUGGGCCCCCUGCCUCCCGUAGUUCGGAGCUCUGGGGCCCCUGCAGCCCAUGGCAGUUGGGAACUGUCGGGGGGCCUUGUCCCCCGCAGCAACUCAUAGAUCUGGUAGCCACCCCUGGCAGCUGGGUGCUGCGGGGUACUCCCAUAGCCAACAGCAGCUUAGAGCUCCGGAGGGCAGCUCUUUGCUACUGCAUGCAGCAGGGGAACCCCGCAGCUCCGAGCCACCAUGGCCUGAAGUCACAGAGGUCUCUGGAAGUCACAUAUUCUGUGACUUCUGCGAAUCCAUAACAAAAUCGUACCCUUACUUAUGUGUUCUGACCCCUUCCCAUUCGCAGAGUGAUUGUUAGUCCCUGAGUUCCCCCAGUUGGGCUGGAUUGUCUCAUUCCUAGAUAGUCUCACAUUACUCCAGGCCCUGCUGAAAAGCGUUUAGUGUUUGUAUAUUUUCUGCCUUAUGCAUCAGAAUUAACUAGAUGCUAAAAAAGUGGGAGCAGAGACAGUAAAAUGUGGUGUUUUAGCUUCUGUGCUAUUUCAGGGCGAUGGGGUGAGUCUGAGGGAUUCCCUUGUUCCCCCAGCACCAUCACCCUCCACUCUCCACAUAGCAGCCUCUGUCCCAGCAAUGGACAGUGUGAUGUUGCACUCUAUAUGAUUUUUUAAAAAUACGCUUAUGAGUGUGAAUAUAAUGUAACUGGAAUAUGCUUCAUGCAAAAGGUCUCUUGUAAGGUAUCAUUACAAAGUUUAUAAUCUACCG